GUAGGAGGUGGAGUGAGCGAUGGGGAGGAGCCUGAUUACAUACACCCAGGGUGCUGGCGUGAGCAGAGAGAGGUGGUGAACCGAAUCAGAUCAGGAAACCUAUACCUCAGGGAAUACAGUGAUGGUUGCAAAGGCAUCUGGUAUUGUCCUUCUGCCACUGUCUUAAAAGGGAUUCUAAAGGGAUUUUCUUUCCCUUGUUCCUCCAGCACUACACUUGCAUUACUGGCCUAAGUGGAUACUCACCAGCUGGCCGUGUCCAUCACUACAGCCAAGACUGAGAAUUCCUGAUUAUACUUAGAGCCUGUGGAGCUGCUGACACAAACAGUCAUUAGCAGACGACCCUUUUGUAACAAACUGUGCUUUAAAAUGUAAACUGUUGGGGGCAUUUUCCUUACGUUGUCCAGAAGGAACUUUCUCCUGCCUGAGCCUGGAUUAAUCAUGAGAGAGCUCGUCAACAUUCCACUGGUACAUAUUCUUACUUUGGUUGCCUUCAGCGGGACUGAGAAACUUCCAAAAGCUCCUGUCAUCACUACUCCGCUGGAAACAGUGGAUGCCUUAGUUGAAGAAGUGGCUACAUUUAUGUGUGCAGUGGAAUCCUAUCCCCAGCCUGAAAUUUCCUGGACCAGAAAUAAAAUUCUCAUUAAGCUCUUUGACACCCGGUACAGCAUUCGCGAGAACGGGCAGCUCCUCACCAUCCUGAGCGUGGAAGACAGCGACGAUGGCGUCUACUGCUGCACGGCCAACAAUGGCGUGGGGGGUGCUGCGGAGAGCUGCGGGGCUCUGCAAGUGAAGAUGAAACCGAAAAUAACUCGUCCUCCCAUAAAUGUAAAAAUCAUAGAAGGACUAAAAGCAGUUCUACCAUGUACUACAAUGGGCAAUCCCAAACCAUCAGUGUCAUGGAUUAAGGGGGACAGUGCUCUCAGGGAGAAUUCCCGCAUUGCAGUUCUUGAAUCUGGGAGUUUAAGGAUUCAUAAUGUGCAAAAGGAAGAUGCAGGACAUUAUCGGUGUGUGGCAAAAAACAGCCUCGGGACGGCAUAUUCCAAAUUGGUGAAGCUGGAAGUUGAGGCUCUUAAUAUGACAAAUGCCACAGAGAGAGAAGAAAGUGAACCUGAACAAGAUACUAAAGUUUUUGCCAGAAUCCUGCGGGCUCCUGAAUCCCACAACGUCACAUUUGGCUCCUUUGUGACCCUGCGCUGCACAGCAACAGGCAUCCCUGUCCCCACCAUCACCUGGAUUGAAAAUGGAAAUGCCGUUUCCUCUGGGUCCAUUCAGGAAAGUGUGAAAGACCGAGUGAUUGACUCAAGACUGCAGCUGCUUAUCACUAAGCCAGGACUCUUCACAUGCAUAGCUACUAACAAGCACGGAGAGAAAUUUAGCACUGCAAAGGCUGCGGCCACCAUUAGCAUAGCAGAAUGGAGUAAAUUACAGAAAGAUAACAAAGGCUACUGCGCCCAGUACAGAGGGGAGGUAUGUAAUGCUGUCCUGGCUAGAGACGCUCUUGUUUUCUUCAACAACUCUUAUGCACACCCUGAGGAGGCCCAAGAAUUACUGGUUCACACGGCCUGGAAUGAACUGAAAGCAGUGAGCCCGUUUUGCCGGCCAGCUGCUGAGGCUUUGCUGUGUAACCACAUCUUCCAAGAAUGCAACCCUGGAGCAGUACCUACUCCUACACCCAUUUGCAGAGAAUACUGCCUGGCAGUAAAGGAGCUCUUCUGUGCAAAAGAAUGGCUGGCAAUGGAAGAGAAGACUCACAGAGGACUCUACAGAUCUGGGAUGCACCUGCUCCCCGUGCCAGAAUGCACCAAACUCCCCAGCAUGCACUGGGACCCCACAGCCUGCACCAGACUGCCAUAUUUAGCAUUCCCACCAAUGACGUCCUCAAAGCCAAGUGUGGACAUUCCAAAUCUGCCUUCCUCUUCUUCUUCCUCCUUGUCCGUCUCACCUACAUACUCCAUGACUGUAAUAAUCUCCAUCAUGUCCAGCUUUGCAAUAUUUGUGCUUCUUACUGUAACUACUCUUUAUUGCUGCCGGAGACGAAAACAAUGGAAAAAUAAGAAAAGAGAGUCAGCGGCGGUAACCCUCACUACUCUUCCCUCUGAGCUCUUACUAGACAGACUUCAUCCCAACCCCAUGUACCAGAGGAUGCCACUCCUGCUGAAUCCCAAACUGCUGAGCCUGGAGUACCCAAGGAAUAACAUUGAAUAUGUGAGAGAUAUUGGCGAAGGAGCAUUUGGAAGGGUCUUUCAAGCAAGGGCUCCGGGCUUACUUCCCUAUGAACCGUUCACAAUGGUGGCAGUGAAGAUGCUCAAAGAAGAAGCCUCAGCAGACAUGCAAGCCGACUUUCAGAGGGAGGCAGCCCUCAUGGCAGAAUUUGAUAACCCUAACAUUGUGAAACUCUUAGGCGUGUGCGCCGUCGGGAAGCCCAUGUGCCUGCUCUUUGAAUACAUGGCCUACGGCGACCUCAACGAGUUCCUCCGCAGCAUGUCCCCGCACCCCGUGUGCAGCCUCAGUCACAGCGACCUGUCCGGGAGGGCCCAGGCCGCCAGCCCGGCCCCGCCACCGCUCUCCUGCGCGGAGCAGCUGUGCAUCGCCAGGCAGGUGGCCGCCGGCAUGGCUUACCUCUCGGAGCGCAAGUUCGUGCACCGGGACCUGGCCACCAGGAACUGCCUGGUGGGCGAGAACAUGGUGGUGAAAAUCGCCGACUUCGGCCUCUCCAGGAACAUCUACUCGGCGGACUACUACAAAGCUAACGAGAACGACGCCAUCCCCAUCCGCUGGAUGCCCCCCGAGUCCAUCUUCUACAACCGCUACACCACCGAGUCGGACGUGUGGGCCUACGGCGUGGUCCUGUGGGAGAUCUUCUCCUACGGCCUGCAGCCCUACUACGGCAUGGCCCACGAGGAGGUCAUCUACUACGUGCGCGACGGCCACAUCCUGUCCCGGCCGGAGGACUGCCCCCUGGAGCUGUACAACCUGAUGCGCCUGUGCUGGAGCAAGCUGCCCGCCGACAGACCCAGCUUCCCCAGCAUUCACCGAAUUCUGCAGCGGAUGUGCGAGAGAGCGGAGGGGACAGUGGGCGUCUGAGCGCGGGGACGCGACGGGGGACGCACCGCAGGCCUGGCUGAGACUCUGGGAGCUGCAGGAAUCCGAGCCGCUUCUCCUACCUGGACGACAGCACGGCGGACGGAUAUGCGCGAGUACCGGGGCGGCUAACACCACGCGCGAGUAGCGGGGAGGUCAGUUUCUCACCAAGAGCAAAGUGCAGAGCUCGUCCCGUAGACCACUCCAACUUGGAAAGGCUGACUAGGACAUGGUUUACAGGGAAGCAGAGCAUCCUCUUCAGUUCCUGACUCGCCUGGCAGCAGAGUAAGACUCUGCUGGAUUAAAUUUUAAUAUGAAAUGUGAUACAGAGCUUCAUUUUCAAUAGAGUUUACUCCUGUCCAUAUGAAAGUAGUAUAUCUUUCUGUAAGACACUUAGGUAAAAUACAGAACACUAGGAAGAAAAAACCAUUCUUUGUCUCCCACCCAAAGAUGACGGGUGCUAGUUGUUUUUGUUUUGUUUUUUUAAUUGAAUUUCUUUCUUGCAUUUGUGCAUAAUUUUAUAUUUGUCUGUGUUCUCCAGAGUUGUGGUUAUACUUUACUGAUAGAGGGCUUCUAAGGAAUAAAAUGAUAAAUCGGUAAGGCCAUAUCCCCACUGUGAUUUUUAAUUUCCUUUUCUGUCUUUAUGCUUCUUCUCCUUUGGAAGUUUUUCCUUUGUGGGCACUUGUCCUAAAUUUCAUCUGCUUAUUUUAUUCCUACAGUUUUUCUGAAAUACGUUUUUGUAUUUAUCUUUUUCUUUGAAAAUUUUCUCUGUAUCUUUGCUUUCAUUUUAUUUCUUUCACUUUGCAGGGCUUUAUGUCCUGUUUUGGUUAUUUAUUUUUUUUCUUUUCAUCUCAUAUAUACAAUGAAUACCCAGGCAGAAAUAAUAACUUUUAAACUGACACCGUAGACUAAUGUGUAUAUAACUUUUGCAAAGUAAUACUAUUUUCUUCUGUACUUGCUUCUGAAGCUACACAUUUCAAAUUUGUCAUCCACUAAUGUAUUGCCACAGUCUAUUAAAUCUCCUAAACUAUAGUUUAGGAGAUUUCUCAAGAUGGUCUUAUGGCUCUAAGUUAUUUCAAACUUGAUGUUUUUGUGCACUUUGAUAUUUUUUUCCUUCUAGAAAACAAUUCCACAGGCAAUAGCAUUAAUAUAGUGUUGGUUACCAACUUUUUUGUAGGACUAUUAACCCUGUCUUAUUACAUUUUAUGAUUGUUUAAGAAAUAAAAACCCUCUCGAAUUCAGAUCCCUGAUGCACAGAUUUUUGAGAGGACCCCCCCCCAUGAUAUAUGUUUUUCUAAGGUCAACAUGAAUAAAAUGAAUUCAUUUCUGAAAUGAUGUGAACCCAAAUACUCCUGGAAAGCAAAUAAACAGGGAAGAGAAAAUUAUAAUCUACUGUAGACCAACUUACUUUAAUUCAAACUAAUUGGUAGUUAGGGAAAUGAAUUUUUAAAAGGAAAUUUUCAGCUGUCUGCUGGAAGAAUCCAACUGAAAUCAAAUUUUCUUUCAUGCAACAGCUUGUUGUCUUUGCUGCAGAAACCUGCCAUUUCUUGUUCAUAGUUCCUCCAUGUAAUCUAGACAAAAGCAUCAGAAAUUACCCUGGAUUUUACCCACUCCUUCCUCCCUGAUAUUCUAUCAAUUUUACUUUUUAAAACCCUCCUUCCUGCUCAUGUACCUUUCCUUCCAGCCCAUCUGACUAUUAUAGAUUCUAUCACAACCUUCCUUCCAUUUCAGGCCCAAGCAGAUUCCAUUGCUAUGACAGCGUGAGGACAUGCUUAUUCACAAUUCUGAUUCAUAUAACAGAGAAGUCAGAGCUCAGGACUGAGACCUAGAGAGGUGCUUUAGAUAAAAGUCAUGAUUGUAAGUCCAAAAUUGAGACAGUCAUCCAAAGGGCUAGCUGAAGAAUAAGGUUGCAGCCCGAGUCCAUAACAAAAGGCCAAGCGGCCAACAAAGCAGAAAAGCUGGAGAGGCCCAGCAUCCAGUGUGGAUCUUUUGUGUGGAUAUCCAUGGCAUACUUUAAAUGGUUCACACAUGCGUGUCAUAUAUGUUGUGCAAGCUUCAAAGAAGUCCUCACAUUUCCUCAGCUGAGAAAGUUUUAUUAUAUAAUUUUUUCAUUUAUUUUUGAGAGAAAGGCAGAGAGCCUGAGCAGAGGAGGGGCAGAGAGAGAGGGAGACACAGAAUCCAAAGCAGGCUCCAGGCCCCGAGCUGCCAGCACAGAGCCCAUGGCGGGGCUCGAAGUCACGAGCCAUGAGAUCAUGACCUGGGCCCACGUCCGACACUUAACCGCCGGAGCCACCCAGGCGCCCCUGAGAAAGUUUCAUUGUAAAAGAAAGACAUGGAAGCCAAGCCAAUCAGAAAAGCUACCCCAAAGAAAAUCAGAGUCAGGACAGGAACUCCGAGUACCCAGCGUACGGCUCGUGCUGCAGGCAUCCCGUCUCAGAACCGGGUGUCCAAGCUCUGGUUCUGUUGUUCACCACUUCGAGCUAUUCUCUGUUUCCCUCCCUGCCGCUGAAUAACUGCCCUUAACUUUCCUGACUCUUCUUCGCGGCCUCUACAGCCUCAUGGAUUCUCUGUGUGUUUUUUGGGGCUCUGGUAUUCAAGAUCCCAAAGCAAACAAAG
Messenger RNA from Acinonyx jubatus (cheetah), 5697 nucleotides. RefSeq names its product muscle associated receptor tyrosine kinase (gene MUSK). Lineage: Eukaryota; Metazoa; Chordata; Mammalia; Carnivora; Felidae. Gene Ontology annotation, cellular component: signaling receptor complex. Gene Ontology annotation, biological process: protein phosphorylation; positive regulation of kinase activity; multicellular organism development. The record is from RefSeq and is a predicted model, not a curated record. Bases 439 to 3084 code for a protein of 881 amino acids. The transcript is spliced from 16 exons. Gene Ontology annotation, molecular function: transmembrane receptor protein tyrosine kinase activity; ATP binding; protein binding.